Messenger RNA from Lycium ferocissimum, 820 nucleotides. Its product is annotated as transcription factor bHLH61-like. The record is from RefSeq and is a predicted model, not a curated record. Gene Ontology annotation, cellular component: nucleus. The coding region runs from base 161 to 637 and encodes 158 amino acids. Gene Ontology annotation, biological process: regulation of DNA-templated transcription. The transcript is spliced from 4 exons. Lineage: Eukaryota; Viridiplantae; Streptophyta; Magnoliopsida; Solanales; Solanaceae. Gene Ontology annotation, molecular function: DNA-binding transcription factor activity; sequence-specific DNA binding; protein dimerization activity.
CUAGUUCUUGAUAAUAAGAAAUAAAGAGGCAGCCAGGUGGGAAGAAGAGUUGAUAUUGAUAUGAGAGCUCCUUCUCCCCCUUUUUAAAGAGACCGAGGAAGAGAAAAAUAGAGAGAAAAAAGAGGGACACAAAGAAAGAAAGAAAAGAAAAGAAAAGAGAAUGGUAUCAAGGGAGCAGAAAAGAGGGGCAGUACUGCAUGAGAAGUUGCAACUUCUUCGUUCAAUCACUAAAUCUCAUGCUAUUAGUGAAAGCUCAAUCAUAGUGGAUGCAUCAAAGUAUAUUCAAGAAUUGAAACACAAAGUGGAAAGGCUUAAUCAAGACAUUACUACUACUGCCCCUCAUACUUCUAAUAACAACGCUACUUCAUGGCCCCAAGUUGAAGUGGAAACCCUAGAAAAAGGUUUCUUGGUAAAUGUAUAUUCAGAAAGAAGUUGCCCUGGCUUGCUUGUUUCCAUAUUAGAAGUUCUUGAGGAACUUGGCCUUAACGUGCUCGAAGCUAGGGUUUCUUGCACUGACACCUUUCGUUUACAAGCAUUUGGAGGAGAGAAUGAAGAAGCUAUCAUUAAUGCCCAAGUGGUGACGGAGGCAGUUUUUGAAGCUAUUAAGAACUGGAGUGAAAGCAACGAGCAAGGCUAAUUAUUAAUCAAUCAAUGUACCUUAGCUAUUACUAUGAUCUCUCUUUUGUUCUUAAUUUCUCUUCAAAUUUAAUUCCCCCUCAUCUUCCUAGCUAUAUAUUAUAGUUAUAUUAAUCAGGAAUUAUUGGAUAGUCCAUUAAUUCAUCCAUCUUAAUGAUCAAAGAUCAUUCAUUUUGCCCAGUCA